Amaranthus tricolor (Joseph's coat) is the source of this 769-nucleotide messenger RNA. RefSeq names its product ubiquitin-40S ribosomal protein S27a. The record is from RefSeq and is a predicted model, not a curated record. Gene Ontology annotation, biological process: modification-dependent protein catabolic process; translation; protein ubiquitination. Lineage: Eukaryota; Viridiplantae; Streptophyta; Magnoliopsida; Caryophyllales; Amaranthaceae. Gene Ontology annotation, molecular function: structural constituent of ribosome; ubiquitin protein ligase binding; protein tag activity. The transcript has a single exon. Gene Ontology annotation, cellular component: ribosome; nucleus; cytoplasm. The coding region runs from base 92 to 562 and encodes 156 amino acids.
AAAUACACAUCAUUUCCCAAACCCUAAAAACUUCAUCCACAGAACCCCCAGUUUAGAGAGAGAAAGCGGCUCUUCUCUGAGAGACCCCAAAAUGCAGAUCUUCGUGAAAACCCUAACAGGGAAAACCAUAACCCUAGAGGUUGAAUCUUCUGAUACCAUCGACAAUGUCAAAACCAAGAUUCAAGACAAGGAAGGAAUCCCUCCAGACCAACAACGUCUGAUUUUUGCCGGAAAGCAGCUCGAAGAUGGCCGUACUCUUGCCGACUACAACAUCCAGAAGGAAUCGACUCUUCAUUUGGUGCUUCGAUUGAGGGGUGGUGCGAAGAAGAGGAAGAAGAAGACAUACACUAAGCCAAAAAAGAUUAAGCACAAGCAUAGGAAGGUAAAGCUUGCUGUUCUUCAGUUUUAUAAGGUUGAUGAUUCUGGUAAGGUUCAGAGGUUGAGGAAAGAGUGUCCUAAUGCCGAGUGUGGUGCUGGAACUUUUAUGGCGAAUCAUUUUGAUCGUCAUUAUUGUGGUAAGUGUGGUCUUACUUAUGUUUACCAGAAGGCUGGCGGCGAUUGAGGGAUUGUUGUUUGUCUCUCGGAGUAUUUUAGAUGUUUUUAUGAAUUAAGAAAAAAAAAAGAUUUGAUCUAUCUAUUGUAGUUUAAUUGCUUGGUUAUGUUUGUUUGAGAGAUGACAAUACUCUGUUUUCGUUUUGGAUAUUUGGAUCUACAAUUUUGAAUGCUUCUCAUUAUUGUUAGAUAUAGCUUCUUUCAUUGCGUUGUAUAA